AACAAUCACUUCGCUCUUUCCUGCUAUGAACGAAACCGCAGCCGCCGCUCUAUCCCGCAUAGCCCAUGCCGCCCUCAAGAAGACUAAGAAGAUGGACUUCUCCCAGGACGAGGGGUCCAGCCCAGAGUCCCCGGAUGGCGAAGGGACUCCGCCCCAUCACAAGCAGAAGUUCGAGAUCCUCGCCAGGGCUCUGCAGGUGUCCGUGUCUAAAAGGACCAACGAGACACGACAAGUACCUAACGAUCGGGUUAUGUAUGCCCGAAAUCAGCAGAGGUCGUCCGGCCGUGUGGCGGUGGUGGGGGGAGAGCCUAUAAAUGAGGAGAUGGCAGUGGCACUACGCACCGUGGUGUUUGGCACAGCAGUGGCUCCACCACGAGGAGAAUGGCUUCGGACUGGGUUCUCCUUCAGGGAGCCUGACAAGGAGCUGGCCUACGGACUAAAGGGAUCUCGAAACAGCACCAGAGGCUUACUGUCCGCCGUGCAAGCUGAGAUAAUCAAAAUUCUACUCUUUGAGAAGCGGAUUGAGAACGCAAACUCUGUUGAGAUGUUUCUCAAGCCCAACAGGUCGAGACAGCUGGAGGCUUUAAUCAAGGCAAUGAGCGACAUUCUAUGGAGAGUGGGAGAGAAGACUAAGGCUAUAAUAUGUCUGCCCCAGGACACAGCACUCGUGCCUCACUCUGUCAACUUCUUCCAGGACACACUCACAGAGAAGCUUCAUCUGUUUGAAAUUACUAAUCUGGAAGAUCUUCAGAUUUUCCUUAAACGCUACAUUCAUUUUUUCCUAGAAGAGACUGGUCCAGGAGCCUUGCUGCUUCUGUACAGCGCAGUGGCAACUCGAGGAACUAGCAAUUGUCAGAAGGACAUGGAGGUGGAGAAGGCAUAUUUGGUGACAGGAGCGGAGGAAGGAUCCAUGUGUAUUGUGACUUUACUGUUGACUGGACGAGCCACUCCCUACCUACACAACGGUGUUGUCUACGUUGGUGAUGAGGAGCACUAUGCAGUCCCUCAGUACGGUAUACUGUCCCGAAGCGAGAUCGGGUUCCUGUUCUACGAAGAAGGAGUAGAGGAGAGGAUGCCAGGAUCUCGACUGAAGACUCCUUCUCUACCAAUCUGGGUGGUUUGUAGUCAAGGUCAUUUCGGGGUCAUGUUUAACACCAAUAGAGAACUACUAAGGAACUACCAUGCAGAGAGGAGGUUUGAGCUGCACUACUACACCUGUGGAGGCAGUCAGUGUCAGAUGACUGUGGACACUCGUCAAGAAGAGCCUCAAGUCAAUCAUCACACAGAACAGGAACAAGCAGCCAUCAACUCCUUCAGUAACAUAGAGAAACUCAUCCACACCAAAUGGCAGGAUGCAAGGAUACAGUGGCAUGGAAUGUCAGGGUUUAUCUGAAAAACUGGAUACCAGCUCAUCUCAUACAUUGGAUCUAGACUAGAUCAGCUGUUAUUUUUAGUUUUAAACACUCCAUACAGUAAUGACAUGAACCAUUUGCAAUAUUAAUAUACUAAUAGCGGAUAAUGAAUUUUAUGUUAUACACCAAACAAAACAUGCACAACACACUCGAGUACCUAUCCAAAAGUUUAAGUACAAACAGUUUUAAGUAAACUUAGCUAUAAAACAAAGUAAUAUACUAAAAUGUGCAAUACUUUAAACAUUGUUAAGUGUAUGAUUGUAAAUAUGUGAAGAUUCUGGGGGAAUGUUGAUUAGGGGAUUUUCAAUCCAGGGUAGAUGUUGUUAUAUGAAUGUAUGUAGUGAAUUAAAGGAAAUAAAUGUUAUUAUAAAAUAA
This is a messenger RNA of Macrosteles quadrilineatus (aster leafhopper), 1787 nucleotides long. RefSeq names its product inactive ubiquitin carboxyl-terminal hydrolase MINDY-4B-like. The transcript is spliced from 11 exons. The record is from RefSeq and is a predicted model, not a curated record. Gene Ontology annotation, biological process: protein K48-linked deubiquitination. The coding region runs from base 26 to 1393 and encodes 455 amino acids. Lineage: Eukaryota; Metazoa; Arthropoda; Insecta; Hemiptera; Cicadellidae. Gene Ontology annotation, molecular function: cysteine-type deubiquitinase activity; K48-linked deubiquitinase activity.